CAACCGACCAAAAGACACAUUUAGGAUCCAACGUUGCUUUGGGGUCUGAAUGAGUCGCUGAAUUGUUUGAUUGCUAAUAAAAGAAUCCAAAUCUUAAAGAAAAACACAGUGAAAAAGCUACUAGGAGUAGUACAAUUGAGGAGACUAUAAUGCUGAUCAACUGUUUGAUGAAUGUUCCUCCUAAGCUCCUUCUUUACUUCUACUUCAAUUCUUGUCUCCUUAUUUGUCAUUGAGAAAAUGGAUGGAUUGUAUCUUUCACCCACCUCCAUUAUCCUCGCCAGAAUCUUCUGCUGUUGCUAUUCCCUUCUUUUAGUAUUCCAUUUGACGUCCUCUUUUCAUCAACCUCCUUCUCUGUUUCAACGACCAUGAUCUUCCCCCUUAACCCUCUCAUUGGAUCUCAACAGCAGAUCCACUGUCACUACCCAUUCAGCUUUUUCUCUUUCAGUUUCUCUUCUUCAUGGACCCUGCUACCUCUCGCCCUGGUGUAGUCAUCGACAAUGGAACCGGGUACACUAAAUUGGGUUUUGCUGGAAAUGUGGAGCCAAGUUUCAUUGUACCAACAGUGGUUGCGGUUAACGAGUCAUUUGUGAACCAGACUCGAGCCACUACUAAGAGUAGCAAUUGGCUAGCCCAGCACAGUGCAGGUGUUAUGGCGGAUCUGGAUUUCUUUAUUGGGGAAGAGGCAUUGGCUAGAUCUAAAUCUAGUAGUAACACUUAUAAUCUUACCUAUCCUAUUAAAAAAGGUCAGGUUAAUAACUGGGAUGUGAUGGAGCGUUUCUGGCAACAGUGUAUAUUUGAUUACCUUCGUUGUGAUCCGGAGGAUCACUAUUUUCUAUUAACUGAGAGCCCCAUGACUGCACCUGAAAGUCGAGAAUAUACUGGUGAGAUCAUGUUUGAGACUUUCAAUGUACCGGGGCUUUAUAUUGCUGUGCAACCGGUGCUUGCUUUGGCUGCUGGUUACACUACAUCUAAGUGUGAAAUGACUGGAGUCAUAGUGGAUAUUGGAGAUGGUGCUACUCAUGUCGUACCUGUUGCUGAAGGUUAUGUUAUUGGGAGUAGCAUUAAGUCAAUCCCCAUUGCUGGGAAAGAUGUUACACUCUUCAUUCAACAGCUCAUGAGGGAAAGGGGGGAGCAUGUUCCACCUGAGGAUUCCUUUGAAGUAGCCCGGAAAGUCAAGGAAAUGUAUUGUUACACUUGCUCAGACAUUGUCAAGGAGUUUAAUAAGCAUGACAAAGAGCCAGGGAAGUACAUAAAGCAUUGGAGAGGUACUAAACCAAAGACAGGAGCACCUUAUUCAUGUGACAUUGGCUAUGAACGAUUUCUUGGUCCCGAGGUUUUCUUCAAUCCCGAGAUGUAUAACAGUGAUUUUACAACUCCUUUACCCGAUGUGAUAGACAAAUGUAUUCAGUCUGCGCCUAUAGACACAAGAAGAGCUUUAUAUAAGAAUAUUGUUUUAUCUGGAGGAUCCACGAUGUUCAAAGACUUCCAUAGAAGAUUGCAACGAGAUCUCAAGAAGAUUGUGGAUGCUCGCGUUCUGGCAUCAGAUGCUCGGUUAGGUGGAAAUGUAAAAGCACAACCAGUUGAAGUGAAUGUGGUCAGCCAUCCUAUUCAGAGAUAUGCAGUUUGGUUUGGAGCAUCUGUACUUGCUUCAACUCCUGAAUUUUUUGCAGCUUGCCAUACAAAGGCUGAAUAUGAGGAAUAUGGGGCUAGCAUAUGUCGCACAAACCCUGUAUUUAAGGGAAUGUAUUGAUACUGAAAUGAUUCGAAUUCCAAUUUCAGUGAAAGUGUUUCUCAUCGUCAUGUUCGCCUCCCAACAGCCUGAUCCUUGCCCUACUGCUCAGCUUCGGUUUGAAAUCCUACAUCUGUGAGCGGCUGUGUAUGUUAAGUUAACAGGUCAUCAGAGACAGUGUAUUGUAGAUUUGGGAGCACAUCUGUCCUGGGCCUGGACGAUAUGAUUGUGAGUGUCAUUGGCACUUCAAUAGCAGAUAAGUUUCACAGACCAAUUGAACAUUACCUGAGCUGAAUGUCGUUUUCCGAGUGUUUGGUUCAGUCUGAGGUUCACAAGUAUACUUAGUUUAGAAUGCAAGAUAAUAAGCUCUCAUACGAUUUGGUGUCAUCGUUUUAGCUUGUUGGGAUUUGAUUAGAGAAUUGUAGGAUCACUUAUAUCCUUUUUGUUAAAAUUGAAAUUCUGAAUGUUAUAUAUAGCUACUCUUGUACAUUUUAUUCACUGUUGGGGAACCCUCUUUAUUCUUUUCCAGGAAUACUGUAUCCUAAUGGAUUUUUGUCCAGCUGAAGAUAAUUCUUUAUUUUGUGUUUGCUUGUUACUGUUUGUAUUUAUGGAAGUGAAACAUCAGCACUUUUGAGUUCC
Nicotiana attenuata is the source of this 2368-nucleotide messenger RNA. RefSeq names its product actin-related protein 3. NCBI's taxonomy places the organism in Eukaryota, Viridiplantae, Streptophyta, Magnoliopsida, Solanales, Solanaceae. Gene Ontology annotation, biological process: Arp2/3 complex-mediated actin nucleation. The record is from RefSeq and is a predicted model, not a curated record. Gene Ontology annotation, cellular component: actin cortical patch; Arp2/3 protein complex. Gene Ontology annotation, molecular function: actin filament binding. Bases 458 to 1750 code for a protein of 430 amino acids. The transcript is spliced from 9 exons.